Molecule: messenger RNA, 1319 nt
Organism: Cajanus cajan (pigeon pea)
Lineage: Eukaryota; Viridiplantae; Streptophyta; Magnoliopsida; Fabales; Fabaceae
Product: short-chain dehydrogenase/reductase 1
Cellular component (GO): membrane
Molecular function (GO): oxidoreductase activity, acting on the CH-OH group of donors, NAD or NADP as acceptor
Source: RefSeq, a predicted model, not a curated record
AAUGGACAAUUCUCAAACGGACAAUUCCAAAUUAGAAGCAAGUGUGAGGUGUCUUUUUAGUUGAACAUACGUUCACGUUUACACCAACGUUUAUACAAACACACUAUAAACACCCUUGGCCGUUGUGUUUUGAAAGAAAAGAAAGCUGCUCUAGGAAAGGGUGGAGUCGUGGAGAGGAGUUGUGAAAAGAUAAGAGAAAAGGGUGAAGUUCUUGGAGACAGCAUAUUUGCAAUAGCUGGCUUGAAAGUUGAAACUGAAGAUGGGAGAAGCUACAGAAAGGUAUGCAGUUGUGACAGGUGCAAAUAAAGGAAUUGGAUUGGAGAUAGUUAGGCAAUUAGCUUCAGCUGGAAUCAAGGUGGUUCUGACAGCAAGAAAUGAGGAAAGGGGUCUCCAAGCACUGCAGACACUCCAAGCCUCUGGUCUUUCUCACCUUGUUCUCUUUCAUCAACUGGAUGUGGCUGAUGCUACAAGUGCAGCUUCUCUUGCUCAUUUCAUCAAAUCUAAAUUUGGAAAACUUGAUAUUCUGAUUAAUAAUGCAGGGAUCGGUGGAAUGGUAACUGAAGAUGCUGAUUUAAUCAAAGCAAUUAUCAUGAAUCGUGGGGCAAUAUCAGAAGAUGAUGGGAGAAAGGGAAUUACUCAAACAUAUGAGUUAGCUAAAGAAUGCUUGCAAAUAAAUUAUUAUGGAGCCAAAAUUACUAUAGAAUCCCUUAUGCCCCUCCUCCAGUUAUCUGAUUCACCAAGAAUUGUGAAUGUAUCAUCCUUCAUGGGGCAGUUAGAGAGUUUCACAAAAGGAUCAUGGGCUAGAGGAGUCUUCAGUGAUGUUGAUAAUCUUAGUGAAGAGAAAGUGGAUGAAAUAUUGAAGGAGUUUCUUAGAGAUUUCCAAGAAGGUUCAUUUGAAAGUAAAGGUUGGCCUAGGUACCCGAGUGCCUACAUUGUCUCUAAAGCUGCUAUGAAUGCCUAUACUAGAAUCCUUGCUAAGAAAUAUCCCUCAUUUUGCAUCAAUAGCGUUUGCCCUGGUUAUGUCAAGACACAAUUAACUGCUAAUACUGGCUUCUUAACGGCUGAAGAAGGUGCAGCUAGUCCUGUGAGGCUAGCAUUGCUUCCCAAUGGUAGUCCAUCUGGCCUUUUCUACAGCCAGAGUGAUGUCGCUUCCUUUUGAUUUGUAAUCCAAUCUUUAUGGUUUCAGGACAAAUUGCUUGUCAAUUUAUGAUUCCAUGUUACACCUUUUCUAUUCAGCCUAUUUUAAGCACAUUAUAUCAUGUUGUAUUUACAUUAUAUCAUUAUCAUGUUGUAUGUCAUUGACGAUGUCUUGGGUUAAU